AUGGCUACUUCGCCGCAUGCCAGCCCAACCACCUUGGCUUUGCCACUGGAAGAAAGCUUCAUUGAUGCCCUCCCUACGCAUUGGCUGACCAGCCUGACAAAACUGACCAUUGCCAAGAGGCUUCCCCUGCCAGUUGAAAUCAACCACCUCACGAUCCGCCGUAGCGGGUGGGGAGAUACAGUGAAAAUUGACACACUUUCUCUUGGACACUUGCUCUCUCUCUCUCUCUCUCUCUCUCUCUCUCUCUCUCUCUCUCUCUCUCUCUCUCUCUCUCUCUCUCUCUCUCUCUCUCUCUCUCUCCGUGUGCCUCAGCGACAUUGA
Monosiga brevicollis MX1 is the source of this 321-nucleotide messenger RNA. RefSeq lists its product as uncharacterized. The transcript is spliced from 3 exons. The coding region runs from base 1 to 321 and encodes 106 amino acids. NCBI's taxonomy places the organism in Eukaryota, Choanoflagellata, Craspedida, Salpingoecidae. The record is from RefSeq and is a predicted model, not a curated record.